Manduca sexta (tobacco hornworm) is the source of this 2240-nucleotide messenger RNA. It is a transcript of the gene Nsun5, whose product is annotated as 28S rRNA (cytosine-C(5))-methyltransferase. Bases 121 to 2187 code for a protein of 688 amino acids. Gene Ontology annotation, cellular component: nucleolus. Gene Ontology annotation, molecular function: methyltransferase activity. NCBI's taxonomy places the organism in Eukaryota, Metazoa, Arthropoda, Insecta, Lepidoptera, Sphingidae. The record is from RefSeq and is a predicted model, not a curated record. Gene Ontology annotation, biological process: rRNA base methylation. The transcript is spliced from 6 exons.
CAUUCUAACCCUAUCAACUUGAAAACAUAUUUGACAUUUGUCUCGUGAUUAAAAAAAGUAUUGGCCAAUUGAUUUGUUUAGCAAUGCGGCUGUUUUUCUAAAUGUAUUGCGUUAACUAAAAUGUUUGAACACUCCGUCAAGGUACCUAGACAUUAUAAGAUUGCAGCAAACAUAUUUAAGAAAGUUUCAACAGAAGGCGGAAGCGUAAAAAGUUUAUUAUACGAUAAUAAGCUUCGACACUUUAGGACCGAUGUGCUUUUCGCUAUAAUAACAGAAACAAUCAAACAUGUAGCCGAAAUAGACAAAAUUUUCGAAAGUUGUAGUCUACUCGAGAAUGAGCCGCGCCUAGACCCGUGGCUGGCAAAAAUUCUCACUACAGAACUGUUGUAUGGUAAAAAGGAAUUGCCAGGCAAAAGUAAACCUGAACAAACUAUACUCUCGUACAGAGAAAAGUUCGAAAAUUAUAAAUCGGAACACCAAGACGACACGAAGGCUGAAGCGACACCAAGGCCAAGAUAUAUCCGAGUUAAUACCAACCUCUUGACAACAUCAGACGCGAUAAGAUGGUUCCAAGACGAAGAAUACCGGUUCAUCCGCUGCACUUCCGGUUCCUAUGACGAUUACCUGGAGCAAGUCAAGAAUCUCACGGAAUACGACUUCACCCAAGACUAUCAUGUGAAGACCGUGUUUGUGUUUCCGCCUGGGACCAAAUUUCACAACCAUGAGUUGUAUUUGGAGAAUAAAAUUAUUUUACAAAAUAAGGCAUCAACAUUAUCUGUGCAUCUUUUGGCGCCGCCAACUGGGAGCGUGGUUUUGGACAUGUGUGCCGCGCCUGGCAUGAAGACCACACAACUUGCAGCCUACAUCAGGAAUAAUGGAAAAAUAUAUGCAGUAGAGAGAAACGAGAAGAGAUACCAGAUAUUAUGCGAUUUCGUACAGAAAACUGCUUCGAGUAGCGUCCAAACAAUACACAGAGACUGUCUGGAAAUUAAAAAGGGCGAAUAUGAAGACGUAGAGUACAUUAUAUUGGACCCUAGUUGCUCUGGUUCAGGCAUGGAUAUUAGCGUCCACAAUUACAUAGAAGAAUCAAGACUGGCGAAGUUGACAUCGCUCCAAGAGAAAUUUCUGAAACACGCAAUGAAUUCAUUUCCGAAAGCCAAGCGUAUAGUAUACAGUACAUGUUCUAUGUUCCCUGAAGAAAAUGAAAGGGUCAUUACAAAUGUAGUAAAGACGUCCAGAGCUAAAUGGAGAGUGCAAGACGUUAAGGAGUUACUAAAAGGUCAGUGGAACAAUUUCGGAUCAGCUAUGUAUGGUAGUAUGGGGACCAGAUGUUUGUACGCCAAACCCGAAGUUGACCUGACCACUGGUUUCUUCCUGGCCGUGUUAGAUAGAGACCAAAAAGACAUGGAGAAAAGUUUGAAAAUGGAAAGUGAGUUGGCACACAAGAAUAAAUCAAAACAGGAAUAUUUGAAUUUUAUUGAUAGAAAGUACAACCUUAAUUCUAAUGACUCGGUCGAAGGCGUCGAAAAUUUUAAGCCAAGCGUAGAUAAAUCCGAUAAGAAGAAGAAAAAUAAACACAGCCAGAGUGAUGAUAGUAUUGAGCAAGAUAACAUAAAGGAUAAUUCUAACGACAUAAGUGUGAAUGCUAAAGUAAAAAAACAUAAAAAGAAUAAACGGUCACAACCUGAAAGUGAUUUCGCUGAGCCAACAGUUGAAGAUGACGUUGGGUGUGAUACGGAACAAGUAGUUAAGAAAAAAAAGAAAAAACGUGACAAGCCUGACGACGAAACAGAAAAUUCAGUAAAUGGGACAUCAAACAGGAAACAUAAAUUAGAUAUAGAAAAUCUUGCUGAUAAUUUGAAUGAAUUAGUUGUUGAUAACUUGUGUGAUAGUGGCGAGCCCGUCAAAAAGAAAAAUAAGAAAAAAGAUAAACAUAAGAUAGUAAUUGAAGAUUCAUAUAAUGUGGAUGAUAAAGACGAAUUGGCACAGAAAUCCGAUGAAUAUCUAUCACAGGAUGUUAAUUCAAGUGAACUGGAAAUUCCAGUAAAGAAGAAAAAGAAGAGGAAUAAAGAGAAUAUGGAAACAGAAUCAGAUCAACUUCAAGUUGACACCGAAAUGGUAACAGAUGAACCUCCAAAGAAAAAAAAGAAGAAACAUAAAAGAAAUGAAAAUAAAGAAACUUGCUGAUUGCAUCAAUAUUUUUACUUUUUUAUUAAAAAUUAAAUAUAAUAAUGUUGAAA